AUGUAUGGUCGCUACACACAGGAACUGGGGGUGUAUGCUAAAGAAGAGGCAGCUCGCCUGAGGGAAGAGGGGGGGCGGAGGCGCUCGGUCACAGAACGCUCACGCUCCCUGGAACUCCUUGAGUACGACAAGGGCCGCUGCGCCAAGUGUCGCAUCUGUACGGUGCGCUGUCAGAAGUUCCUCAUCUCUCGUGUUGGUGAAGACUGGAUCUUCCUCAUCCUUCUCGGUCUACUCAUGGCUCUGGUCAGCUGGGUGGUUGACUUCGCUAUCGCCAUCUGUCUACAAGCACAGAAGUGGAUGUACGGAGGCCUGGAGAGUAAUGUGUUUCUCCAAUACCUGGCCUGGGUCACCUACCCUGUGGUGCUCAUCACCUUCUCAGCUGGCUUCACACAGAUACUGGCCCCACAGGCCGUAGGUUCAGGUAUCCCAGAGAUGAAGACCAUUCUGAGGGGUGUAGUGCUGAAAGAAUACCUCACCUUUAAAACCUUUGUGGCCAAAGUGAUCGGCCUCACCUGUGCCCUGGGCAGUGGCAUGCCUCUGGGAAAGGAGGGUCCGUUUGUUCACAUUGCCAGUCUGUGUGCUGCACUCCUCAGCAAGUUCAUGUCUCUGUUUGGUGGAAUCUACGAGAAUGAGUCGAGGAACAUUGAGAUGUUGGCAGCUGCUUGUGCUGUGGGGGUCGGCUGCUGUUUCGCUGCCCCUAUUGGAGGUGUGCUGUUCAGUAUUGAGGUAACGUCUACGUUCUUUGCGGUGAGGAAUUACUGGAGAGGGUUCUUCGCUGCUACCUUCAGUGCCUUCAUCUUCAGAGUCCUGGCCGUGUGGAAUAAAGACGAGGAGACCAUCACAGCUCUGUUUAAAACCCGUUUCCGUCUGGACUUCCCCUUUGACCUCCAGGAGCUCCCAGCCUUCGCUGUCAUUGGUAUUGCCAGUGGUUUUGGCGGUGCAUUAUUUGUCUACCUGAACAGACUGAUAGUCCAGUUCAUCAGAAAACAGAAGACCAUCAACAAGUUCCUCAUGAAGAAGCGUCUGCUGUAUCCAGCCCUGGUCACUCUGCUGGUGUCUACGCUAACAUUUCCCCCCGGCUUCGGACAGUUCAUGGCAGGAAAGCUGACCCAGAAGGAGUCCCUGGUGACGUUGCUAGACAACCGGACAUGGGCCAAGCAGGGCAUAGCCGAGGGGUUUGACUACAUCGGCAACUCCCAGGCCUGGAAUCACCCCCAGGUCAAUGUCUUUGUCACCCUCGUCCUCUUCAUCGUAAUGAAGUUCUGGAUGUCUGCUCUGGCCACCACCAUUCCUGUGCCAUGUGGAGCCUUCAUGCCCGUCUUCGUCAUUGGGGCAGCGUUUGGCCGUCUGGUCGGGGAGAGCAUGGCUGCCUGGUUCCCUGAUGGCAUCCACUCUGAUGGCACCAUCUACCCCAUAGUGCCAGGAGGGUAUGCCGUUGUGGGUGCGGCAGCCCUGUCUGGAGCGGUGACCCACACGGUGUCGACAGCGGUCAUUGUGUUUGAGCUGACGGGUCAGAUCAGCCACAUCCUGCCGGUGAUGAUAGCGGUAAUACUGGCCAACGCCGUGGCCCAGUCCCUCCAGCCCUCGCUAUAUGACUCCAUCAUCAGGAUCAAGAAACUACCCUACCUCCCUGAGCUGGGCUGGGGACACCACGAGAAGUAUAAUAUUCGUGUGGAGGACAUCAUGAUCAGGGAUGUGACCUACAUCACCCUCAACUGCUGCUACAGAGACCUGCAUGAUGUACUGCUGGCUGGACACCUCAAGACCCUGGCCCUGCUCGAGUCCAGUGAGUCGAUGAUCCUGCUGGGUUCUAUUGAGCGUGCCCAGCUCCAGGCCCUCCUGUCCCUACAGCUGGGCCGGCCACGGAGACUGGAGUACCUGAGAGACCGGGCUACUGCUGAGAAGAAGCGCUUGUCGAUGAUUUCCCAUCCGGGCAGCGAGGACGGCUCCCAGAGGGUUAACCAGGAGGUCCGGUUCCAGAUCUCGACAGAGGAGUCUACCUUCAGUCCCACCCCUACCCCCUCUAUGAAGCCACUGAAGCCAGCCCUGAAGAGACCCUCUGUGGUGGAUCGCCCCACUGGGAUACCCAUACCCACAAGUCCACAGGACCACUCUAGCAGCACCUUAAAGAAUCUCUUCUGUGUCAACCCUGAGACAGAAGGCCUGGAGAACAAGAAUGUCAACAUCAACAUAGAGGGCACUGCGACUCCUGAGUUUAGGAGUCCACCCAAGCGUGUCCGGAUAUCCGUCGUGGAUGACUUCGAUGUGGAUGAUGACAUGACCAUCAGAGAGAUUGCAGAGUGGGAGGAGAACCAGCUUGACGAGCAUGUGAACUUUGACAACUGCAAGAUCGACCCUGCCCCCUUCCAACUGGUGGAGCGCACCUCACUACAUAAGACCCACACCAUCUUCUCUCUGCUUGGGUUGGACCAUGCCUAUGUCACCAGCAUCGGACGACUCAUUGGAGUGGUGUCCCUCAAAGAGCUGCGGAAGGCCAUCGAGGGCUCUGUGGCGGUAAAGGGGGUGAAGGUGCGCCCCCCUCUGUCCAGUUUCCGGGACAGUGGCACCAGCGGCACCAGCAGCAGCAAUAGCGAGAACGAAGCCACAGAGCUCCACAAGCUGUGGGACCGUCACAAGUCCAUGUCCCUCCCCCGGGAGCACCUGGCCUCCGACUCUGAUGAGAAGUCCCAGUGAGGGGGAUGGGGACAGGGGGAUGGGAUGGUGACGGGUGUGUUGGAGGGUAGAGGAGUAUGAGGAGCGUAGACCCCCCCGCCCCACCUCAAAACCACAACCGAUGCUGCAACCUCAGGGCUUGGAUCAAUACUAAAUUCUGGAAAAUAAAGUUCUCUCCUCCUCCUCUCCUAACCUUCCUUUCCAUCCCUCUCUCCUUUACCCCUCCUCCCAGUGGGCUUUUGGGCCCUGCACUUACUCAACUCUUGAGGCUGAGGGAUGGACUCUGCUCUCGCCCCAACCAGAACAGAAGAAAUCUGGGUGUUAGGGAGGGGAGAGGAGUGUCACUGUUUAACAAACGUGGUCAGAACAAAAUGUAUAGAAUGUGGUUUGACUAUAAAAGGGAUUUCAUUUUUAUUCUUUUUUAUAGCAACUUGGGUAAUGGUGAGGAAAUGUUCAAAGUUUGUUUUCAUUUUGUGGACCUGUAAACAUUUCUUUCUGACCAGUCUUCCAUAUACAGACGGUUCUACGGUGAUAAGAAGAUAGGCUUGUGUACCGGUAAAGAUGUGAGUGUGUGUAUUGAGCGCAUGGACGUUUUGGUUUGUAUGUAUUUACACGAAGAAGGUAGCGAAACCAACCACCUGAUUUAAUCACUUUGUGAUUUGAAUCUUCUUAUCAGACACAUUUCAAUCUUAUCAUUCCAGCUCUGUCCUAUUUUGUUCCCGUCUGUACUACUAUGGCUGACCCAGUAAAACAACACAUUUCACUCUACCUAUCCAGUGUAUGGGACGAUGCAACAGCUAUAUUUAUGUCUUAUUUUUUGUCCUUGCCUCUGUAGAAAGAACCACAUACUGUUCUGGUCUCACAUUGGGAGACAUCUUCACCUCUCUCUCUCUCUCUCUCUCUCUCUCUCUCUCUCUCUCUCUCUCUCUCUCUCUCUCUCUCUCUCUCUCUCUCUCUCUCUCUCUCUCUCUCUCUCUCUCUCUCUCACUUUUUUCUGGGUUGCAUUUGUGAGUGAGUCUGGGUGAGAGAAUAGUCUACUCUAUGCAAACAGAUGUACAGUAUGUAUGUAGGAAUUCUGUAGAAUGGUGAACGCAUGUGUGCUAUUAACUCCUUUAAGAAAACACGGCUUCAAACACACGCGCACACACAUACACACACAGGUUUUAAUAAGAGCCAGUCUGCACACUCCAAGAGAAGAGGGUUUUCUCUAAAUAUAGCUCUUAAUAACCCUGACUGAGUGUGUUGGGCUAGGGAGGGAGGGAGGAAGAGAGGAAGAAGGAACGGGGGAAGAGAGAGUGAAUGGACGGCUGAAAGAUGACAGGAUGAAAGCUUUUCAGUUAUCUAAUCUCCUGCUUUAGGGUGUUUUUCUUCAAUCAAACCCAGGGUAGCUUUCUGGUUGGCCAACUUCACAUCCCCGCUGUAUAUGCCUAUUGUCCAGUAACACUUUGGUGAUCAGAGUAGGGUCAGACCCAGACCACAUAUAGCCAGUUUGAUUAAUGCUGUAAGGUAGCCAACUGACUGAAACUAGAUAUCUGAACUAACUGUCUAAUGACAAACACUAUAGCCCAUGCAUACUGACCAAUAAGAAACCGUCAGCAUUACCGAUCAGUGUUCUAUACAUAACCAAUGACAAAGCACUCCAUUCCUGCUACAGUAUGACUUAUCAAUAGGCCUACUGAUGUAUAGCGCAGCCUAGAGAAGGUCUAGUUAGAUGGUUAGGAGUCUGACCUCUGUGCUUUUUACUUAUUCAUGUAUUUUCCUCACGACUGUCUCUGGCUUAAUGUGCUGCAUGGUUUCCUUAGUCAUUUGAAUGUAUUUAACUUUUAAUUAUGUUUCGCUUGGUGAUAGAAGCUCCAUACUGCACAAGCCCAGUGUGCAGCUUCCAAUCAGAUCUCACACACUCCCUCACUGAAUUGUGGGUCAAUAUAUAUAUAUAUAUUUACAUUUACAUUUACAUUUAAGUCAUUUAGCAGACGCUCUUAUCCAGAGCGACUUACAAUAUAUAUUUUGUUAGUAUGGCCACUAGUCAUUUUCUUUCCGUCUUGCUCUUUCGCUCUCUCUCUCUCUCUCUGAUGAUUAUCAGGCAGGGGUCAUUUUGUGUCAUCUUUCUUUCUCUCUUCUUUGUAAUGUUUGCACUGAAAGGCCUGAUGCCUCUGAAAAGGACUGAGCAGAGUCACUUCCUGUGUCAGACACUCCUUCCACCUGCAGUUGUUGUUAUUUUGAUUUUACUGCUGUUUUCUGCCAGUGACGUCAAGAUUUCUGCUCACAUAUGCAAAUCGAGUGCAUCUGGCUGGUUAUACACAUUCAGGUGCCUUAUUCAGUGCCACAUUGAACAAAGUACACACACACACUGACAUUUCAACCACCUGGAUGUGUUAUUGCAUGAAAAGGUUUUAUUUUCAGUGGUGAGUUAUUGCCUUGUUCACUGCCACUGAAAAGAAAAGACACACACUAACCUCUUCAGACUGACAUGCCCAUCCUCACAUGCAGGGACACUCACACACCUUGAGUGACAGCAUGGCUUUGCAUGAAGGAGUGCAUGUGACUUUGAAGGCUGUGUUUUUAUAUUGUUAGAAUUAUGACCAGAAAAAGAUAGAAAAUAUGAGGAGAAAUAUGCUCUUGUGUAUAUCAUUUUAAUGGACAAUGUCAUGAUGAUAAUGAUGGCUAUUUUUUAAAUAUGUUGUUUUUAUCCUCCUUUAUUUGGUGUUUUCUCAUUGAAUUCAUUUUGAUCUAGGUUUGAUUGGCAUCAUGCAUUCAUACAAUGAGCUUUAUUCAUGACUUAUUUUGGGAAAGGGGACAGAGCUUUUUGGGGAGGCGUGAAUUUAAAACUUUGCUAUAGGUUUACAGAUUUAAUAUAUUUAACAUAUCAUGGCUGUAAUAUAUGAUCAUUACUAUCUAUCAAGUUGCUCGUCCUGCAACUCCUUUUUAGUUUUUGUUGCAUAUUGCUCUUCCAUGUCUGAUUGUUAUUAAAAGGUCCAAUGCUCAAUGUUUUUCCAGCCUUGCAGCAUGUCCCCAACAUUUCUACAUGGUUAUAUAUGUCAUUUGUAUGAUGCAAGUAACACUAUAACACUAGCAGAAUGAGACCCACUCUCUGAAGUAGCAGGAACAUUUAAGGAAUGUUCAAAUCAUUUUUAAAGGACCCAUGGGUGUUCUAAUGCCCUGUGGUCCGUAUGACAUCAUCAUUUCACAAGUGCCUACAUCAUCUCAGGCCUCUGCAUGGUAACAGGAGUAGGAUAGGUUCUCUCUGUAAAUUAAUGUGAUAUGUUUAAGGGAUAGUAAUGUCUACCCAUGUCUCUGCAUUUGAUAGUAGUCAUUCAUACAUACACACACACACACACACACACACACACACACACACACACACACACACACACACACACACACACACACACACACACACACA
Oncorhynchus gorbuscha (pink salmon) is the source of this 6076-nucleotide messenger RNA. Its product is annotated as chloride channel protein 2-like. The transcript is spliced from 23 exons. Gene Ontology annotation, cellular component: membrane. Gene Ontology annotation, molecular function: voltage-gated chloride channel activity. Gene Ontology annotation, biological process: chloride transport; transmembrane transport. NCBI's taxonomy places the organism in Eukaryota, Metazoa, Chordata, Actinopteri, Salmoniformes, Salmonidae. The record is from RefSeq and is a predicted model, not a curated record. Bases 1 to 2694 code for a protein of 897 amino acids.